This is a messenger RNA of Lepus europaeus (European hare), 2713 nucleotides long. It is a transcript of the gene HTATSF1, whose product is annotated as HIV-1 Tat specific factor 1. Lineage: Eukaryota; Metazoa; Chordata; Mammalia; Lagomorpha; Leporidae. The coding region runs from base 91 to 2391 and encodes 766 amino acids. Gene Ontology annotation, biological process: mRNA splicing, via spliceosome. The transcript has 10 exons. Gene Ontology annotation, molecular function: RNA binding. The record is from RefSeq and is a predicted model, not a curated record. Gene Ontology annotation, cellular component: U2-type spliceosomal complex; U2 snRNP.
GGCGGCGGCGGCGGCGCGCGUGCGCGCUCUCGCCGCGCCCUGGACCGAGCGGCGGCGCCGAGGCCCGGCGGUUCAAGCCAGGUAGGAAACAUGAGCGGCAACAACUUGGGUGGGAACGACGAGUUUGAUGAGCAGUUGCGAAUGCAAGAAUUGUACGGAGACACCAAGGAGGGUGACACCCAGAACGAUCCCGGCGGAGAACCCGAUUCUUUCGGGCAGCAGGCGGCUGACACCCCGUACGAGUGGGACCUAGACAAGAAGGCUUGGUUCCCCAAGAUCACUGAAGAUUUCAUUGCUACAUAUCAGGCCAAUUAUGGUUUCUCUAAUGAUGGCGCAUCUAGUUCUACGGCAAACGUACAGGAUGUCAAUACUAGGAUUGCUGAGGAACCUCCACAAAGAAAAACCCCUGAACCCACUGAUCCCAGAAAGAAGGGAGAAAAAAGAAAAUCCGAGUCAGGAUGGUUUCAUGUUGAAGAAGACAGAAAUACAAAUGUAUAUGUGUCUGGUUUGCCUCCAGACAUUACAGUGGACGAAUUUAUACAGCUUAUGUCCAAGUUUGGUAUUAUUAUGAGAGAUCCUCAGACAGAAGAAUUUAAGGUCAAACUUUACAAAGAUAAUCAAGGAAAUCUUAAAGGAGAUGGGCUUUGCUGUUAUUUGAAGAGAGAAUCUGUGGAACUUGCAUUAAAACUUUUGGAUGAAGAUGAAAUCAGAGGCUACAAAUUGCAUGUAGAAGUGGCAAAGUUCCAGCUAAAGGGGGAAUAUGAUGCCUCAAAGAAGAAGAAGAAGUGCAAAGACUAUAAGAAGAAGCUGUCUAUGCAACAAAAGCAGUUGGAUUGGAGACCUGAGAGGAGAGCUGGACCAUCCCGGAUGCGCCAUGAACGAGUUGUCAUCAUCAAAAACAUGUUUCAUCCUAUGGAUUUUGAGGAUGAUCCUUUGGUGUUGAAUGAGAUAAGAGAAGACCUUCGAGUAGAGUGUUCAAAGUUUGGACAAAUUAAGAAGCUCCUUCUCUUUGAUAGGCACCCAGAUGGUGUAGCCUCUGUGUCCUUUAGGGAUCCAGAGGAAGCUGAUUAUUGCAUUCAAACCCUUGACGGAAGGUGGUUUGGUGGCCGUCAAAUCACUGCUGAAGCAUGGGAUGGGACUACAGAUUAUCAGGUGGAGGAGACCUCCAGAGAAAGGGAGGAAAGGCUGAGAGGAUGGGAGGCUUUCCUCAAUGCUCCAGAGGCCAACAGAGGCCUUCAGCGAUCAGAUUCUGUUGUUGCAACAGAAAGGGCAGGGCCUUCUAGAGUAAGGCACUUUUCAGAGCACCCUGGCACAUCUAAAAUGAAUGCUGAAGAUUCCGCAACUGAAAUGGCGCUUGAAGAACCUAUUGAUGAGAAGUUUGAAAAGGCAGAAGAUGGGGGAGGCUUUGAAGAAAAUGCUUCUGGAAAUGAUGCUGAAGAAGGUGGCCCCAAAAAAGAAGCCAAAGAAGAAGAAUGUGAAGAGAACUGCCCUGAAGGAGAGUCUGAAGGAGACUGCCCUGAGAGAGAUUGUGAAGAAGGCUGCCCUGAGAAGGAGUCCGAAGAAGGCAGCCCUGGACAAGAGUUGGAAGAGGCGACUCCUAGAAAGGAGUUGAAAGAGAAUGGCUCUAAAAGAGAAUCUCCAAAGAAGAGAUUCAAAAGUGAUUAUGAAGAGAAUGGCUUUGUGAAGGAGUCCAAGCAAGAUGACGCCGACAAGGAUUCUGAAGAGGAGGAUGGCCCCAAAAAGGAGUCUGAAGGGGAUGACUCAGAGAGAGAAUCUGAGGAAGAACACUCAGAAAAACUGUCUGAAGAUGGCUCUGAAAAAGAAUUUGAAGGAAACGGUGUUGAAAGAGAUUUUGACGAAGAUGGCUCUGAUCAGGAAUCUCAUGGAAAUGUUCUUGAAAAUGAGUUAGAAGAAAAUGAUACAGACAGAUCUGAAUAUGAUGAGGGCUCUGAGAGAGUGUUAGAUGAGGAAGGCUCAGAGAGAGAAUUUGAUGAAGAUUCAGAGAAGGAAGAAGGGGAAGAUCCAUAUGAAAAAGUUUUAGAAGAUGAGUCUGAUGAGAAAGAGGACGAAGAAGCAGAUGAAAAGGGGCCUGAAGAUGCUGACGAAAAGGAGGAAGAAGCCAAUGCAGAUGAAAAGUUCUUUGAAGAUUCUGAUGAAAAGGAAGAGGAAGAAGAUGCAGAUAUGAAGGCAGGUGAUGAGAUAGAGGAGAAGUUAUUCGAAGAUGAUGAUUCCAAUGAGAAGUUAUUUGACGAGGAGAAUUCCAAUGAGAAGUUGUUUGACGAUUCUGAUGAGAAAGGGACUUUGGGUGGUUUUGAGAAUGCUAAGGAAGAAGGGCCCCUGUCCACAGGCAGCAGCUUUGUCCUCAGUAGUGAUGAUGAUGAUGAUAUUUGAUCCCUUAAACUUGCUUCUUAGGGAGAGUCCUUCAUCUCCAUUUGCCUGUGCUUCAGGGUCAUUACUAGUAGUGUUAUAUGAACAUGUGCAUAGUGGUAGGCUGCCAUCAUACUAAUGCAUUGGAGUUUUUUUCAUUGUUACCUGUGCCUAAUGAUUUUAAAUGUGUUCUUUGGCUGUUCAGUUAAAACUUCAGUUAUGAUGCAAGUAAACUGGAUAUUUGUCCUUUUGUCAGAUUUGUUAAAUGCAUGCAGAAUAAUAUUUUUAAAAGUAUUCUGAUUGAAGUUUGUGAUAUUAAAAAAAUAAAAAUAAGUUGAUAUUAUGC